GUCAGGGUUCCGGGUUUCCGGCUUUCCUUAUGUUUUUCUACUCUUUAUUUUGACAGCUGUGUGGACUGCUGCACUGCAGACACAGACAGGAUGUGCAAUAAAACUUAAAACUUUCUACUUAUUGGCGAUUUGCACCUCAGUGUUUGUAACUCAAGUUGAGGUGAUGGUGUCAAUCGUUGAUGUGCCAGCCUGGGUGCGACUGCGAACGAGGAAAUGCUUGUAAAUCACCAUGCUUGUUGCAAUCAUCCAGCAUAGCCCAUGAAAACAAGCACAAAAUGAUGAUCGGCUGUCAUGAAAACCUCAAUACUGAAGAAGAACGCCCCUAUGCCUGUGAGCUCUGUGAAAAACGCUUUACAAAAAUCGGCUAUCUCCGCAGACACAUGCAGAUUCACUCCGGAAACAGGCCCUUCAGUUGCAAAUUCUGCGCUCAGUCGUUCACUCGUAACAGUCACCUACAGCAGCACGAACGAAUCCACACCAACGAGAGGCCUUACGUUUGCGGCUUCUGCGGAGACACUUUCAGACAGCAGUUCAGUUUCAAACAACAUGAACGCCUUCACACUGGUGUUAAGCCGUUUGCCUGCCACUUCUGCGAGAUGAAAUUUCUAAGCAGGAGCGACUUAAUGAAACAUCAGCGCUCUCACACCGGUGAAAAACCUUACGUCUGCGGUGAAUGUGGAAAGGCCUUCUCCCUGAGUGUUCAUCUAACAAUACACCUCAGAACUCACACCGGGGAAAAACCGUUUGCCUGUAGAUUCUGCGGUAAAGCGUUCACCUGCAGCGGUAACCUAUCCCAUCAUGAACGCACCCAUACGGGUGAGAAACCCUUCACCUGUGAUGUAUGCAACAAGACCUUCGCCCAGAACCACAAUCUUAAAGUUCAUCAGAGAGUCCACACAGGAGAGAAACCGUUCGUCUGCAAUCUCUGCGGGAAGGCCUUUGCUGGGAGCGGUGAUUUAAAACGACAUGAGAUUAUACACACUGGGCUGAAACCAUUCGUAUGUGGCGUAUGCGGGAAGGGGUUUUCUAGAUCGAGUCAUCUUACUCAGCAUGGAAAGAGUCGCACUCUGCCAAGAUGUCGAGUCGGGCGUCGAAGCAUUACUCAACCUCCUGCUGCCGAACCAUGAAUAACUCAUUAUUUUGGAACUUAUUGAGUAAUGUUUCCCAUCACUGACCGGCCCCAACCUUAGCAACUGACCCUUAAUCUCUAGGGCAAAUUGACCCAAGGGCAACCUAAAUCCUGUACUACAUGUAUACUCCAGCCUCUAUGGUCACUCAACACCAAACAUAAUAUCGGUAGUUGCGAUAACGUAACCCUCCUCCCGAUAGCAGUUACGUUAUCGCAACUAACAACUUUAGACUAAAGACAGUUAUGCCUAGCCCAGUGAUAAAUUAACAAAUAUUGAUGUCAUUAGCAGUCUCAAAUAAUUUUGUGUUUAGAAUUAUAGAUUAUGUGGUAAAAUUGCUAUUUAUUUGAGGUUUUGGAGGAACAGCUAUACCCUUGAUUUUCCCCUUAGUUAUUAAAAUCAUGGAUCAUAUAAAUGAGUAUUGGAUUGCACAGCAAUUAUUAUUCUGUUUAAAGAAAUCAGAGCGUCAUGUCCAACUCGAUAUGGGCCGAUGAAUUUUUGUUGGGUAUUUAUUUAACAAAUUAAGGGCAUGUAUUAUUAUUAUGAAAAGUUUAUAAUUAUUAUUCCUUCACAAACUUGCCCGGGCCCCCUCCCCAGGACCUUUGAGUUUAACAAAUUUAAUAAUUAGAUUGCCUUUUGUUUGAAGCUGUACAUGCAUGUAAUACUAUAAUUGUUAUUUAUUUGUAUACUCAUUGAAAUUAAAUAUA
Messenger RNA from Asterias rubens (European starfish), 1834 nucleotides. RefSeq names its product gastrula zinc finger protein XlCGF7.1-like. Gene Ontology annotation, biological process: regulation of transcription by RNA polymerase II. The transcript has 2 exons. Lineage: Eukaryota; Metazoa; Echinodermata; Asteroidea; Forcipulatida; Asteriidae. Bases 180 to 1127 code for a protein of 315 amino acids. The record is from RefSeq and is a predicted model, not a curated record. Gene Ontology annotation, molecular function: RNA polymerase II cis-regulatory region sequence-specific DNA binding; DNA-binding transcription factor activity, RNA polymerase II-specific.